CUCAGGUGUCUCUUACUCUUAAUACGGCGAGCUGGAUUCUUACUCAUAAUGAAUAUGCAUUUUCCUUUGGAUCAUAUUUUUUUUUUUACUGCUGUUUUGGGAUUUCUACAGAUGGAUGAAGAUAAGAUGAAAAGGAACAGUCACCAGAUGUGGAGUUUACAGAUGUCAGAUGCUCCUCGCGGUAUGUAGUUAUCAAUUAUUGACUGGAACUCUUGGUCUAUGAUCAAAUCAGAAAGUCCAUACAUAUCCUAUUACUAUGCUUAGUAUAGAAGGUAUUUGAGCUUUAAAGAUUGAGCAUUUCCAUGGCUUAUGUCCAGUCAUCCUUUCUUAGGACUAUAUUACACCUUGCGGGCAGUCUAAGCAGAGCACGUGGCUCAACAGAUUCCCUCAUCUUCCAAGGAAGAACACGCAGUAGAACAUAUACAGUAAAGUAUUACCUUGACAAUUUUGUCAGUCGGUCAUAUUGGGAAGUUGUUGCCCAGCCACUCAUAAUAAAUAUAUACUUCUUUGACGGUUUGACCAACGAGAAAAUAAAUAAUAGAAAGGAAAAAGCCAGUAACAACGUGCAGGGAAAGAAGCCAUUCAGAAUCACACUACCAGCAAUAUCAUAUGCAUAUCUCAGGACAGAGAAAUAGACAAGUGAAUGAAUAGAGACAAAGGCAGUAUGGGAAGGUAGUUAUAUCCUCAUUGAAAGCCUCUGCAUAUCUAGAAGAUCCUUCUCUUUCUCCUUUCUCCCUUCUUCCCCUCCUUCUCCAUUUCCCAUCUUCUGUAAUCUGCAUAGACACACAGGUCAAGAGAAUCAGGUGAUGAUUCCAACUGUAACUCCAGUUCUGCCCAGAUUGGAUCGCCUUGGUCGACUGCUGCAGUUUCUGGAAGAUAAGUACUUGGUGCUGGAAAAGCCCAAAACUGAAGCAGCUGCUGUGAAGGUGAUGGAGGAUCAUCAGUGCAUGAGUUUAUCAGCCGCCCUCGAGCUAGUUAAACAGAAAGGCAGCCUGGUGGAGAGGCUCGAAUUCCUCGAAAACCGCAUCUUGCAGUUGAGCCUGGAGAUGGGAGUAGGCAACAACAGUACAUCCAGGUCAAGCUCUUUCAUGGUCACAGAAGCUGAAUCUGGAGAUGAUGAUCAUAAGCAUCUGAUUUUGAAGCAGGAACCAAAAAUGGCGCCAAAUCUCUCCACAACCGAGAAGGGGACCAGACGGAGGAGAGUGGUCACUACUGGCAAGAAAUGGGCAGCAGGAUGGAGGUGUUUACCUAUGGGCUGCAAUGGUUAAUUGUUGACUUGAAUUUUUAAGCUUUCAAUAAGAUAGUGAUAAACAAACUUGAUUGUGAGGAGGGUUUUUAUCAUUUCAUCUCAUCAUCAGAUAACUGGGCAAACCUUGGCCUGGUGAUAUGUUACAGAUAGUAAAUGAUAAUGAAAAAUAAGGCAUUGUAAAUCUUCAAGAUAUGCUGUACUUAUCUAUUUAAUCACAAAUAUCAACAAUUUGUUAAUGCUCAAUAAGGUGAUUUUGUAUUUCUCAUUUACCAAACUAUAGUAAUCCCAAGGUUUUUGGUGUAGCUCUUCCCGACUCCCGUAGCUGCUGAAAGUAUGGGUGUUUCGGGUUCGGUUAAUCAAUAACUGUUAAUACUAAUAAAUUUUGUGGUUUGUGGUUGCUCUGCUCUGCUAUGCUCCCUAAACAAAAAAAGAGAAAAAAAUGUUGCAAUGAAAUGGGUAAGGUUUA
Linum trigynum is the source of this 1715-nucleotide messenger RNA. Lineage: Eukaryota; Viridiplantae; Streptophyta; Magnoliopsida; Malpighiales; Linaceae. The record is from the annotation of a GenBank genome assembly.